UGACUAUAGAUCAGCACUUCAUCCCCUCAAAACCAAUCAACAAGCUUCAAGACUUUGGCCUCAAUGCCCUCUUGUGAAAAUUGAUCUGUGCUUUCCUCACUUGCAGACCCCAGUCAGUUCAGAUUGACAGCCUCCGUGAUCUCCAUCAGCACAGUUGCCCCACGAGGCUGUGAGCUUAGCUCCCUGCUCGACUCGCUUUACUGCAGUCACAGUGACCAGGUGACAGAGUCAGAGGCUAACGAAUGAGUGGCGGGAUACUGGUCAGACAAAGCGCUUUGUCGAAUGGUGAUGAGCUUCGCAAAUGUCAUUGUAUACAUCUAUGAACUUAGCGAAUAUUUGCUUCACUUAGGACUUCUGAGUGGGUUCAAGAAAUCACAAGAUAAGUGACUCACCUCAGAACUACUUGGUUCUGCUUUGCUCUUCACAUAAUUGUGUUUGUGCUUUCAAUUUCCAAAUUACAGGUUUCAAAUCUGUCAAAUCCCUAGGAAGGCUGAGGCACUCAGUUAAAGAGGUUUAUUUAAAGGUCGGAGUUUGACCCUGCAGAAACUUUAUUGGCUGAUCAUUUAAUAGUCCGUAACGACUAUGCUGUCUCCUUAAAACCAUUGCUCAAUUAGUCUUAUUCCUCUUUUCUUCCCUUUUCCUGUAAAGAGAGGCAUAUAAAUUCAUGAGGGACAUAAACAGUGUUUGUUGACAUGAAGUGUGGGCCAAUAAAAGGAAUCAGUUGCCAGCAGAAAGAUUGAGAAAGUUAGAUAGCUAGAUAGAUACAUUAUUAAUCCCAAAGGAAAUUACAGAGUCACAGUAGUAUUAUAAGAGCAUGGAUAUACAAAUAUUAAAAGAGAAGUAAGACAGAAUAAAAAAUAAGAUGCACAAGAUUUAUGAAUCAAAGAUUGCAAGAUUUACAAGAUUUCUAGGUUCGCGCCGAUAAGAUGGUAGUACAAGAAUACAGUCACGAAUAUACACUCACAUUGACCAGUUAAGAAGUGAUGGUAGUCUGGCACAGGGAGUCUGCGAUAGAAAGGUGUGGUAAUCAGAGCUAAACAGAACUUAAGCAGAGAUUAAUGACAGUCCAGCAGGAGGAGAUCAUCUCUUCCCUGGUGGAGGACUUUGUCAAAUGGUACAAGCUGAAUCAUCUGCAGCUCAAUAUCAGUAAGACAAUGGAGAUGGUGAUGGACUUUAGGAAGACCAAGCCUGCACUGCUCCCUGUUACUCUUGACAGUGAAGAAGUCAUUCAAGACCUUUGGUCGGCCAUUCUUGGAUACUGGGACCACGCAUGAUGUUUUCCAGACUGAGACUCAGAAUGAAUACGCGCUGGAGAACUCCACGCAGCUGCUGAGCACACUCCUUCAAGACCCUGGGCUUCACACCAUCUGGUUCCAACGCUUUGCCGUGUCUGAGUUUCCCCAGAGCCCUUCUCACCUGCGCAGUGGUAAAGGUUAGCGUUACUGAAGAGAUCAGUUAUAAUUGUAGUUCUGAGUCAGAGCCAGCUGACAGGAAAUGCUGCAUUUCCUUCAUACUUGAAGGUUUAUCAUUACUUUUAACGAACAAUUUUGUGAAUGUAGGUCAACGAUUUGGCUGGACACCAAAGGAACAACAAUUUCCUUGUGUGCAACAAAGUUCACUGAAAACUGUGUGGCACAAUGAACAUAACCAAAGCGCCAUUGAGCUACGGCACUGAAUAUGAUUACGACUAUGAUACAUAUUCUCCAUGCCGCAUGGAAUCUGUAAAGCAUUCCAGUGAACGCUUCUUGCCAGUGCUUUACUUACUUGUGAUCUUGUUUGGACUCCCAGGAAAUAUGCUGGUGUUAUGGGUUCUCCUAAAAUACAGACGGCUGAGGAACAUGACAGAUAUCUGCCUUCUCAAUUUGGCGGUAUCUGACUUGAUUUUUGUAGUAUCGCUUCCUUUCUGGGCAUAUUUUACUGCCAAUCAAUGGAUUUUUGGAGAUGCCUUAUGUAAAAUCAUUGAUGUCUUGUACAUGCUUGGUUAUUAUGGUGGUAUUAUGUUCAUAAGCCUGAUAAGUAUAGACCGUUACUUUGCGAUUGUUCAUGCUGUGUCUCCUUUCAUGAGGAGAACUACUUUACAUGGUCUUAUUUCAAGCAUAGCCAUGUGGAUUAUAGCUCUUCUAGCUUCACUUCCCAAUUUGUUACAUACAAAAACAGUCGUAUCGGAAGGAAGAACCAUUUGCCAUUCCUUUUUUCCAGAUGGAAUCACACCAAAAUGGGCAAUUUGUAUGAUUUUCAAAAACAAUGUAUUGGGUUUUUUGAUUCCAUUAUCUGUAAUGCUUUUCUGCUAUAUAAAUAUAGUUAUAUGCCUGAUUAAGAACAAAACUAAUAAGCAUAAGGCUAUAAAAGUUAUAUUUGUUGUGGUAAUUACAUUUUUAAUAUUCUGGACACCACAUAAUAUUGUUUUGUUCCUGGUGUCCUUGAAACAUCUGAAUAUUUUAUCUGGCUGUGGUACAGACAUCAAGCUCACUACUGCACAGCAGAUAACUGAAUCCAUCACAUUUGUACACUGCUGUUUAAACCCAAUUAUCUAUGCAUUUUUGGGUCAGAAGUUCAAGUCAGAUCUUCGCAGAUUCUUUCGUUGGCCUUCAAUAUGCAGGUAUAAGGCACAUUGGCAAGAUCAGUUUACUUCUCGUGAAUUUAAUAUUUCAGUGCGAACACAAUCCAGCAGUGACAAUCAUUUUUCCAGAUUAAUGUAAUUCAGCAUUCAUAUAGAGGCAUGAGAGACUGCAGGAACUGGAAUCUGGAGCAAAAAUAGAUCUGACUACUGGAGUGGGCCAGGCAUCGUCUGAAGAGGGAAAUGAACUAUCAACAUUUCUGGUCAAUACGCUUUAUCAACUUUCUUAGGUUAUUUUACAGUUGAUUUAUAUACUGUAUGCUGUUCUUUAACAUGUGCAAAGUGUAAGGCAUUUGUAAGCUAUGCCUAAAUAUAAAGCCAUAUGCAU
Messenger RNA from Hypanus sabinus (Atlantic stingray), 2945 nucleotides. Its product is annotated as C-C chemokine receptor type 4-like. Gene Ontology annotation, cellular component: membrane. The transcript is spliced from 3 exons. The record is from RefSeq and is a predicted model, not a curated record. The coding region runs from base 1638 to 2699 and encodes 353 amino acids. Gene Ontology annotation, molecular function: chemokine receptor activity. Gene Ontology annotation, biological process: immune response; G protein-coupled receptor signaling pathway; chemotaxis. Lineage: Eukaryota; Metazoa; Chordata; Chondrichthyes; Myliobatiformes; Dasyatidae.